AUGACGACUUCAUUUCCUCUUCUUCGUCUUCCGUACCUUGUACUCAUGCCUAUCUUGGAACAAAUGGCACUUCUGGAUAGAAUCGCACUCUCGGUUCUCUCGAAGCGAGCCAGAAAGUUUGUGAAACUACUCAAAAUGAAAUGUAACCAUAUCAAUUUGAGAUUGGAGGAUAAUAGAGUCGAGAUGAAAAUGCUUUUUGAUAAUAGUGAAGAAUUGAAAGUGUAUAUGUACAUCUAUAAAUAUAAAGUCGAUUUGAGAUAUGGAAAGAAUUACUUUGAACGAAUUAUCUCUUGGCGGCCCGGUACCCUAACUCCAAUGGACUACGUCCUUCCGAUUAUGGACAUCACUCACUGCAAAUCGAUUAAAACAUUGACAUUCCCAAAAGAAUCGGAACGCACUCCUGAAUACGACGCUCUUAUCCCACUCCUCAUAAAGCUUCCAAAAAUAGAUGAACUCAUUGUUGAGCACAUCACUUCAUACGUUUUUUCUCCGGACUCACCGUUUCGAGACGUUUUGAAAAUCGUUUUUCCAGUAUCUUCUGCAAUUAACGUUUACCAUAACGUCCAAAAACCCAAAUACACCCGAGAAAUUUUCAAAGGGAAUUUUGACGCCGUUAGUGUGAGUCUCUAUGGAAGUUACAUCGCAACGUUUCCUCUCAAUGAUUGGAGAUUUACGAAUGCUAAGACACUUAAGCUUGAUUGCUCAGGCUUCAAAGUAGAAGACCUAAACCAAUAUUUCAAGUUGUGGAUGAAGAAAAAGUGUAAUCCUAAAUUAGAAUAUUUGCAAGUGGCGACAAGAAGAGAGCUAAGCAUUGAAGAAAUGAAUCUCCUUUUAAAAGGACUCAACGCUGUUCAAAUGCCCAUUAGAACGGAUAGAACAUUCCGGGUGUUGGGGAAUAUAAAACAGUUCAAUUCGAAUGACUCGAAAGAGGAGAUUAUUAGUGAGUUUGAUAUAACAAGAGCCGACGGGAGACGAGCAACAAUCAGAAUUUCAAAUCGUCGAACCUUUUGUUUCUACGUUUGGCCAGAAUCUACUGAUGAGACAACGAAUCUUGAGGCAAAUCAGUCUUCAUUCACGCGUGUAUUUUCUCGGGUUUCCACUUUUUACAAUUCAUGUGUUGAACGGUUCAAAUAA
Caenorhabditis remanei is the source of this 1134-nucleotide messenger RNA. RefSeq lists its product as uncharacterized. Gene Ontology annotation, molecular function: protein binding. The record is from RefSeq and is a predicted model, not a curated record. The transcript has 2 exons. The coding region runs from base 1 to 1134 and encodes 377 amino acids. Lineage: Eukaryota; Metazoa; Nematoda; Chromadorea; Rhabditida; Rhabditidae.